AUGUUUCCUACUGGUGACAACAGCAUAUCUGACGCCACAGUGAGCGCUCCGGGAGCGCGGCGAGCGGCGCCUCGGGCUGCGGCGGUCGGCGCCAGUCCGCUCUUGGCCAGUGCUGCAGCCGCCGCGUCUACCGCCGCCGCCUCCGUCGCCGCCGCCGCCUCCGUCGCCGCCGCGUCGGCCCGCCGCAGCACCGCAACAGCAGCUGCAGAAGCGGGCACCGGCGACCUUGGGGCAGCGGUGUGUUACUAUCUCUGGAUACGUGGUUUCUUGAAACAACGCAUAAUAAUUACUCCUUUGAAGAUUCACCAGGGAGGAGUGGGGAUCCAGUUAUUCCUGUACACAGGAUACAUAUACGUCAGACCAAGAGCUCAUGGAAGAAUUAGGGCGUAGAUGUAAUGCGCAUGGGUAUCGCAAUAUCCCCACGCCACGAAAACAAUUGAAAAAUUCGUGCCUUACAUGGUUUUCAAACCGGCAACCUUAGUUGUGCGUUUGCCUCCACAGAAUCCACGCGGCCAUUUUGCAGCUUGUAAGAUGACAGAAGACACGUAACUUAGGCAGUACGAGAAAGGUCGUACC
Molecule: messenger RNA, 576 nt
Organism: Gryllus bimaculatus (two-spotted cricket)
Lineage: Eukaryota; Metazoa; Arthropoda; Insecta; Orthoptera; Gryllidae
Source: the annotation of a GenBank genome assembly